CAGGCCGCAACCCGCAACCGUGGCACCCUGCGCGCCUCGAACAAUCUCGUUUCGUACUCCCGUUUCGUUUCUCCCCCUCGCUCCCCAGCCGCAUCUCGAGCGCGCUCUCGGCGGCCGUCCACGUCUCGGUCCCACGCGCUGCUCGCUUGCUCGCCGGCGGGGCGCGAGGGCGGUGGCCUAGGUCGUACCCAGCGAAGCGCGGCGUGCCACGAGGUGGGGGUUGGCUCGGGACCAUCGAGCCUGUCCGGAAUUUUUUCUGGCGCGUGAUUUGCCGCUGAGAAAGCAUCGGAAAAGGGAACGGGGAUUUACUCUCAGUAGCCGCGAGCUACCCGCCGUCCCCUGGUCGAUUCAGUGCAAAUCCUCCAGGUUUCUGGGUCUUAAUGGCUUCCUCAGAUAUCUCUGUUGAUAUUCGUCCUGACAUAAACUCAUUUGAUCAUUUUUUAAGCAUGCGAUACAUUGCAACAGAUAGACCCUGGCUGAAAUUAUAUGGAAUAAGAGUUCAGCCUGUGCCACCAUUCAGCAGUUUGAGCUACAAACCUGAUCCAGCGCUCAUUCAUCAUUGCCUACCUGAUGAACUAAUGCUCGAGAUUUUUACAAGAAUGAGCCCAUAUACUUUAGGGAGGGCUGCAUGUGUCUGCCGCAAGUGGAAAUAUACUGCACGCAAUCCUACUUUGUGGCGUGCUGCAUGCUUGAAAACUUGGCAGAGGAGUGGAAUGGAGGCAAACUACAUGAUGGUUCGGUCGUUGUAUGAUUCCUCUUGGAGGAGAAUGUGGCUACAGAGACCAAGAAUCCGAAUUGAUGGUCUCUAUGUGAGCAGGAACACAUACAUUCAUACUGGAGUUACAGAAUGGCAAUUCAAGAAAACUGUCAAUGUGGUUUGCUACUACCGUUACUUAAGAUUUUUCCCGAGCGGGAAGUUUCUCUAUAAGAUCUCUCCAGAUAAAGUUAAAGACGCUGUUAAGUGCAUGCAUUUCCGGGCAUCAAAGGCUGAUUGUGUAUUUAAAGGUGACUACGUGCUGUCAGAGGAUGGCCAGAUAGAAAUGGCUCUCCUGUACCCAGGGCAUCGGUACACGCUUGUCAGGAUGCACCUUAGGCUUAGGGGCACCACAGUUGGUGCAAAUAACAGGUUGGAUGUACUGAAGAUUCUAACCACCGGAGUGAAUGCAACUGAGCUGCAAAACUGGAAAGGAAGCAUACUAGAACUCGUUGAGGGCUGGGAGGAGGAUGAGACGCAUGACCCGGAUGUGCCUGCCGUUUCCCACAGCAGGGGUUUGUCACCCUUUGUGUUUGUUCCGUUUGAGGAGGCUGAUACUUCGGUGUUAAACCUCCCCGUGGAGAAGAUGGACUACUACGUCCCUGGGUGAGCUCUUCAUGACGACGAUGGCCAUUGGAGAAUGAGAUGAUGGGUGGUCAUGUUACAGGUUAAAAUGAUGAUGGCCAACGAUCUCCUUCCCUCUCAGAUCCCUUGCUAGAGCAAAUGUGUAAAUACAGUGUUGUUUUGUUUACACUUUUCGGUUGGUCGCAUGCUGUUGUAUGACAUUAUGUUUGUUGAUACCUGGAAACAGGUUUUAUUAUUGUUGGUGCUUGAAAAUGGUGUGGGAGGAAACUCACUAUCAAAAAAAGUAGAGCUACCCUCCUGAAGUAAUGUGGGUCUGUAUUAUUAUAGAAACAAGCAGUCUAUCGUUGCGAACUUUUUAGUCUGUAUGUAUUUUCGUAUUGUACAGU
This is a messenger RNA of Zea mays, 1725 nucleotides long. RefSeq lists its product as uncharacterized. Gene Ontology annotation, molecular function: protein binding. Gene Ontology annotation, cellular component: cytoplasm; SCF ubiquitin ligase complex. NCBI's taxonomy places the organism in Eukaryota, Viridiplantae, Streptophyta, Magnoliopsida, Poales, Poaceae. The record is from RefSeq and is marked validated. The transcript has 11 exons. The coding region runs from base 381 to 1364 and encodes 327 amino acids. Gene Ontology annotation, biological process: SCF-dependent proteasomal ubiquitin-dependent protein catabolic process.